UUUUUUUUUCUCUCCCGCUAUUGUUGUUAUUGGUGAUGUCAGCUCCUCCAUCGCGGCCUCCCCUCCCGGCUCCUGGGUUGUCACUGCCGGCUUGCUACCCGCCCCCUCCAGUCCCCCUCGGGUUGGAAGCGGCACCCCCCACGGGCCUGCUCGCGCUCCCCCUCCUGGGCGAACCUCGUCUUCCGGCGGGGAGUGAGGGAGCAGGCCCGGAGGAGCUCAGGAGGCUUUAGCAAUCCUCGGCCGGUGGGGGACCGGGGACACCGGACUCUGGCUUGGCUACCGUGGACUGGGGGUGGGAACCACGCACAGCCCCGCUGCUGCAAUUGCGCUCCCGGGUCUGCUCCGCCCGCGCCGGCACCGCGGUCACCUUCAGGUGGCCUCGGAGCCUCAAAGAGGGGACGGUGGGAGGUCGCUCGGCUUCCCAGAGCCUGGGCUCUAUAAGAGGGCACCGUGAGCUGCAGGAACCCGUUACCCGCAGGAUUUCAUUCGUCAAAUCUCAAGCUUCCCUAGAAUGCGAUGAGAAUUUGCCAAAGUUGAUUUUCGAAAGAGAGAGAGGGUUGCGGCUUAUUCCUAGGAACAGAGACGCCUGCUCUUGCUUUCGAUGCCUCACGUUGCAGAAGCUGGAAGAGCCACUGAUUCUGGACAUGGUGAGCCCAGAGCCGAGAACAAGUCCCCAGAAGAGGAGCUACAAGGUGCUGUCCAAUCUUUUUGCACAAGUGCCUCAGGAGCACCCGUGGGCCCCAGAGGAGAUGGUCAUUAUCCUUCAAGCUGUCCAGUGACUCAUACUCGGGAAAAAAUCUAUGCCAUCUGCUCCGAUUAUGCCUUCCUCAACCAGGCAACCUCCAUCUACAAAACUCCCAACCCAGCCCGUUGCCUCGCUGAUAAUAAUACCUCGCUUUCUGCUGAAAACAGUCCAAGGUACAUUGGUGUCCCACCUGGUACAUCUGACAUAAUCUAUAACGAAGAAAAUAGCUUGGAAAACUUAUCCACCAGCCUGGGCAAGCUACCUCUCGCGUGGGAAAUCGAUAAGUCGGAAUUUGAUGGCGUAACCACAAAUUUGAAACACAAAUCAGGCAAUGCGAAGAAACAAAUUUCCAAGAGAAAAACUUCAGAUAAGAAAGGGAGGCAUCAGAGGGAGUGUCCCCAGCACUCUCCUCUUGAAGACGUGAAACAGCGGAAAGUCUUAGACCUCAGACGAUGGUACUGCAUAAGCCGGCCACAAUACAAGACUUCCUGUGGUAUCUCCUCCCUGAUUUCUUGUUGGAAUUUCCUCUACAGCACAAUGGGAGCUGGGAAUCUCCCGCCUAUUACCCAAGAAGAUGCAUUACAUAUUUUGGGCUUCCAACCCCCAUUUGAAGAUAUUAGGUUUGGUCCUUUCACUGGAAACACGACACUCAUGAGAUGGUUUAGACAAAUUAAUGACCACUUCCAUGUGAAAGGAUGUUCGUAUGUUCUGUACAAGCCCCACGGGAAGAACAAAACAGCCGGAGAAACUGCUCCAGGGGCCUUGUCUAAGUUGACCCGAGGAUUGAAAGAUGAAUCACUGGCUUAUAUCUAUCAUUGCCAAAAUCAUUAUUUCUGUCCAAUUGGCUUCGAAGCAACCCCUGUCAAAGCUAAUAAGGCAUUCUGCAGGGGCCCUCUCUCACUACAGGAAGUAGAGUAUUGGAUUUUAAUUGGAGAGUCAAGUAGAAAACAUCCUGCCAUUCACUGUAAAAGAUGGGCAGAUAUUGUCACUGAUCUAAACACUCAAAAUCCAGAAUUCUUAGAUAUCCGCCAUCUGGAGAGAGGGCUGCAGUUCCGGAAAACAAAGAAGGUGGGAGGAAAUUUGCAUUGCCUCAUAGCAUUCCAGAGACUCAGUUGGCAAAGAUUUGGCUUUUGGAACUUUCCAUUUGGGACCAUUAGACAAGAAUCACAGCCUCCUCCACAUGCCCAAGGACUUGCCAAAUCGGAGAGUGAAGACAAUAUCUCCAAGAAGCCGCAUGGGCGUCUGGGAAGAUCCUUCAGUGCUAGUUUCCACCAGGACUCGGCGUGGAAGAAGAUGUCUAGCAUCCACGAAAGAAGGAACAGUGGCUACCACAGCUACAGUGAUUACAAUGGCAACGACUGAGCAUGCUGGGAACCGAACCACUGGCUCAGUGCUUCAGUCUCGUACACUGCUGCUAUGUGCAGGACUGCAUUAAGGCCGAAGAUUUUAUUAAGUCCAUCGAUAGGACCAGAUCUUGUGAUACAAAGUAUAACCUGUAGUUCUCCAGUAAAUAAGCUUACAUAGUGUUACAACGGUUGGCUUCAAAUACAUAGGCAGGUAAGCACAGAUUACUGCCCUUUGAAAGUAGAUAAGCCAUCUGGACAAAGGGUUUCGCCAAAAUCCAAUAAACUCACAACUGCUUCGGAAAAAAAACCCCAAAUGCAUUUAACGGCAUCAAGACUUGAACUACUAAAGCAUGAAGCGAUUUCUUGAAACUUGAUCCGUAAUCACGUAUUACAGAUACUUUGAUUCCUAAGAUCAAUUUGCAAGGCACUGUCUGCCCUUGAGAAUGGGGGCUGUUAAGUUCUAGCUUUUGCUCAUGUUAAAGCUCAUUUGGAACUAUCUGGCCAGUCUAGUUGUUCUUUUGAUGCUAGCAGAAUCCACCGCACCUCUUAGCUUUCCUGGAUAACUAACUGUCUCAGGAUUCUCUACACAGAAACAGAAAAUCCUCAAGAAACUGACCUUUCUCCAGGUGCGGAUGGGUGAUUUAGGGCAUCGAUUCUGGUACUCUUGGUCUGGCACACGUCUGUGAAAUAGUUACAAGAAGCGUAGGACCUUGAACGGUGUCUUCAGGUCUAGAACAAACUUGUUUUCGGGAUAUAGUUAAGGGGCAUUUGGAAUCUAUAUCCAUGGAAUAAGUGCAGUGAGGUCUGAUAUUUGGUCUCUUAAUGGAGGCGUGUGCUAGCAAUGGCACUGAGGACACAUUGGCAAUGUCCAGCUCACCCUGAGGACAACACUCUGUAUUCUCAACACUGAGCUGUUUCCUUUCGCGAAACAUCCAGACAAUUAGUUGCUGGAAGUGUGUAUUAAAUAUUUCAGAAGUGUGAAUUCAAUACUUGAGCUCCUCUUUAGCUGCUGUCGUGUUUCUUUUGCUGCCAGUGUGCGACUCAUAGACGUCUAGGGUCUUGUUCCUUCAUGUAAUUUCCUCAUUCCAGGACUCAACUCAGCAUCUCCGUGAUUGCAAGGUGCUGAGGAUGGUGGAACCAUAUUGCAAUACACCUCAAGGGGAGGUUUCAGAUUUUUAUUUUUAAAAAUCUUUCAUUUCUUUUCUCUUGAAUUUUAUAUCCAUCUAUCCACUCUUACACGUCUAGCCUACAGAGAGUGAUAUAUAUAUAUUACAAAAUGGUCAUAUUUCUGAAGAGAUUAUUUAGCUUGAAAUGCAAAGGACUGAAAGAUUUGUAGGUUGUCGUUUUUGUUUCAGCUUUGUUGAGAAGUUCAUACUGGAACUUUUAAAAUGUUUUCAUCAAAUAAAGUUUUGUUUUCUACUUUUAA
This is a messenger RNA of Alexandromys fortis (reed vole), 3517 nucleotides long. It is a transcript of the gene Bivm, whose product is annotated as basic, immunoglobulin-like variable motif containing. Bases 602 to 2107 code for a protein of 501 amino acids. Lineage: Eukaryota; Metazoa; Chordata; Mammalia; Rodentia; Cricetidae. The record is from RefSeq and is a predicted model, not a curated record. The transcript is spliced from 10 exons.